AUGCCAGUUGAGCUGCAUAUCGAUACGCAGGCGGCCAAUGACCUCACCAUCCACCCUGCCGCCCUCCCUGUCGACGCUCGCCCAGGAGACCUCGUCGCUAUCCGCCCCGUGCUCUCGCCGCACUCGAAGGGCAAGGCGAAGGACAGACCAUUGCUGUACAAGGUCGAGAAGACUGCUGCCGACGCAGAGGACGCGACUGGUACGAACGGUGGAGCAGGAGCAAGCGGAGACCAGCAGGUGGGGGUUGCGGGUACAGCGGCAGCAGCGGCGACGACGAGGCGGAGAGGCAAGGCGCACGUCGUCGUGAGUGCGACUCUGGCGCAGUCGUUCAGCUGGGUCAAGAACCGCAUCGAGGUCGAGUUGUCCCUGAUCCCUGCACCCCCUCCACGACGGAUAUGCGCCUCGCACGUCGAGCUGUACUUCAACAACAUGUACCUGUCCCGUCCCGACUCGUUCAGCCUCACCCUCGCACUCGCCAACAAAGUUCUGCACACCGGACAGCGCGUCGCUCUUCCCGGUUCCGGCGCUCGUCUGCGCGUCGGCGACAUGUGGUCUGCCGGACCGGGCCAGCAUCCCUCGUCGAGCUCGAAGAGCCGGCGAGGCGCCUCGUCUUCCUCCUCCUCCGCCGAAAACGCCCGCAUCGACGCCGCCUACGUGACGGAAGAGACCAAGUUCGUCUUCCGCUCUGAAGGCGGGCGGGCCUACAUCUUCGUCGAGGUCUCGGAGGAACUGUGGCAGUUCGAGGAGGAUGGCAGCAUGUUACUCGAGAAGUGCGACCUGUUCCUGCAGGAACUCUUCUCGCACUACAGCGGCAAGAUGAGUCCUGAGGCGGAGGACAAGCGGAGUAAGGGCAUCCCGACGACUCACGUUGUCAGUAUCAUCCUGUACGGACGGGUGAUCUACGACGACGAGCAGGACGGCGAGGAGGAGAGGGCGCCAUUGUGCAGGCUUGAGGACGGCACUCUCUACCGCGACUUCUACAAGGUCAUCCUCGACCUGACGCCCUCUCCGCCUCAAUCCGUAAUCCACAAGGUCGCCCUCGAACUCCGCCGAUGGCAAUCGACCGUCCUCCUUCGCCGCCGCUCAGACGGUACAGAACGCCUGUCAGGCCGACUAGCCUACGCGCACGAGUCGCCCAUCCUCGAAGCGACCAACCUCGCGCUCAACUCGUUCGAGGAGCACUGGAUCGACCGCGACCUACAGCGAACCGGCCAGGAGGUCAUCGUCCUCACGGCGGGAACGGUCUUCUACCAGGUCGAGAAAAGUUUGUUGCGCUUGACGACGGAAAGGAUGCUCGCGCACGGGAUCGGCCUUGACUUGAUCAGCCUGAGCAAGAUGCCGCUGCAUACCGUGCCGCUCUUCCAAUUUCGCUCGCCCGACCCAGCUGCCUCGGAGGUCUCGCUCGCGGCGGCAAACGAGUCUGCCAUCGCCUUGCCCGCCACAACCUCGAACGCAGGCGGCAGCGCUCGACCGGCCGACUCGCUCAGCCAGGUCUUCAGCGCAUCAUACGCCGGCUCGUCGCCGGCUCAGUCGCCAGCUCUUCCAGCCCAUCGCUUUCCCGCCUCGAACGCCACCUCCGCUUUCCGUCCCUCGUCCCUUCGCCAAGCGCACGGCUUUCACUCGGGAUCCAUGCCCUCAAACUCGACAGCCCCACCUCUGCGAGACCCUCAUGCGCCGGAGGAGCAGGCGUUAGCAGCAGCGACACGAGCCGUGCCGAUGCUGCGACAGGUCCCGGACGACCAGCGUGAUCCGCUCUACUUCGACCCACCUCCGCCGCCCGCAGCAGCGAAAGCGACACAUCAUGCUCGACUAGCCUCGGCGUCUAUCGGCCUCCAACCUUCGUCGACGACAACAUCGGCUAUUCCGCCUUCAUCUCAACCGUCUUCCUCAGCCAGCAUGCCACUACCCCAUCUGCCCGCAACACCUUCCUCCGCCCUCCGGCCCGCUUCUCCCACCGCUCCGCGGCCUGCAACCCACCUCGAGACCUCGCUCUACUACGCCGCACCAAUGUUCGUCUUCCCUCACUUCUUUGGCACGCAGAUCGACAAGCCGUUCCGCAUCGACCGCUUCAUGCCUCGCGCGCGAUGCUACGAGCUCAGCGUGCAGGGUGUGACGGAGCGCGUACCCAUUGCGAUUCCCCUGUUGCACCUUGACUCGCUGGGAGGGAAGAAGGUAGACAGCGAUAGCGACGGUGGAGAGGGAUUCCUGACGGAGAUGGAGCGGCGGAUACAGCAGAGGGAGCGGUACGACGCGCUUGCGCUUGGCGCGAGGGAUCCGUUCGAACCACUCGGCGGAGGCGCCGGUGGUGCAGGAGGAGGGAUGCGAGGGAGGGGCGGAGACGGCGCGACGCGAUGGGCCGAGGUGAGGGAGAGCGGAGCCACGACGGGAACGAGCGGCACGAGCGAGGGCGGCGGGAAGAGCGGCAGCGGCUGGAGCUCCGACGGACACAACGUCGGCAGCUUGUCGUCCAGCAGCGAGGCCGAAGCGGCGGACGCAAGUCUGCGACCUGCUUCCGUCGUUGCGCGGCAUAUCGACGCGGAAGACCACAGCGACGAAAACUCUGGCGCCAGCACACCCGUCCUGUCGCCCAAGAACUCGCUCGGACUCGGUCUCCCAAGCAUCGCUGUGGCCGACUCGCUGCGUAAGACCCCGACUCUGCCGGACGACGGGACAGCCAGCUCUCGGCGCGGCUCAGUCUCGACGACUUCCUCUGCGGCUGCGCGUCUGAGCGUCGAUGAAGACGAGCGAGGUCGCCGGUCUGAUCGAGACUCUGCAGGCGGGCGGAAGAAGAGUGCCGUCGAGGCUUCACUCGGACGGUCCAAGACGCCCGUCCCCAAGCAUCGACGCGACCGCUCCGCAUCCAUCGCCGCUUCCAUCCGCACCGCCGCAUCGGGUCAAAGCAAAGCGGACAUCGGUUCCCCUGCGCUCAGCUCCGCUCGAAAAGCCUCAACCCCGGCUCUCAUCGCCCGCCUGACUGGAGGCGUCGGCGCAACAACAACUUCUUCAAUCCCCGGCUCGACGACAGCGCCCAGCACGAACGGCGCCCCUCCACGUCCUGGGUGGCUCAGCCUCUUCGGUCGUUCGCACACCCUCUCCAGCGCGCCAGCAUCUCCCGCUGCCCAAGUCGCAGUCGCUCGCGUCGAUGUUCAGGCGAGCUUGCGGAACGAGGACUCGCCUCGCCUCACGAGUGAAGCGACUCUCGUCGAUACGCCUGUCCUCGAGGUCUCCUCUUCCAGCCGGCGCAACUCCUCGCGGUCUCGAACCGAUGCCUCGUCCAUCAUGAGCGAAAAGAAGCUCAACAGAACGCAGCCAAUCUCGAUCGGCUCAAAACUCGGCGGGACCACAAGUGGCACAGGCGGUACGAGUGGUCACGCUCGGAAGAAGAGCGCAGCAGGCGGUGGAGACAGCGCGGGGAGCAGCAGCGUCAAAGAAGGCGGGCGGAUGUCAUCAUCGCUCAAGGCGUACGACUCUGCUGGCGCGAUGCGGCGAGCAUUCGGCGUUAGUGGUGGGAAGAUAUCGGUGGCCGAAAAAUUCAAUCCGUCCAAGCCGGGCAAGCGAAGCGUUGGACUGGCGGAUCAGGCGAGGCGUUGGGCGGGCAUCGUUGUCAUGGAGCGGCGAAGCAUGCGGCUGGGCGUCAAAUGGCGAUCCAUCACUCGAGGCGCUUGCCUGCCCAUCACGACUGAUUACCUCCCCUCGUCCGAUGCUCUCCAGACGCAGUACUCCGAGUUCCGCUACACAGUCCCGACCGCUUCCGUCACUUCAUCCUUUCUCCUCCGCGCCGAUCAUCCCAAGCGCUCGCACAGCUUGACGCUCGUUACCGAGCUCAUCUGCCAGCGCCUCUCGCAAGGCUUCCAGAUCUGCCUGCCGAGCAACGCCGAAUUCGCGACAAGCAAGACGCUGCACGACGUCCUCGGCGACAUCCAGGAAGGCGAAGUGACGGCGGUGUACCUGUCUCUCGCCAACCAGAUUCACCGCAUCUGGUACGACCGCCGCUCGCAGUCCGUCUUUGUCCGCAUCCUGCGGCGUCGACGCACGUGGGCGAAGCAACCGUACGAGUACAAGGCACUCAUCUGGACGGUCGGGCGCGAGAACUACGACAUGUCGCGAAUCGCCUUCCCGUACCCCGCUAUGAUCGACCCGGUCGACUGGCAGCACGUCGACAGACUCGUCGCAGGCGUCGAGAGGCCCGACAACCAGCAAGCCGUGCGCUAUCGUCGAACUCGCCUCGUGCUUCUCCCGGCCGCCAAGGUGCCCGACCGCGACUACAUCAUCGGCAUCACGAAGGCUCUGCAGGGUGGCGAAGUCUCGGACGCCGCGAUCCGGAUGCAAGGCUUCUACGCGUUGAUGGAAACGAUCGAAUCAGCGAGGUGGACGCCAGGCGGUGUCGAGAAAAUGCCGCUCUCCAUCGCGCAUACGACGCUUGACGCUCCCGGAUGGGCCAUCGCCGAAGCUCGACGACUCGAGCAGGCUACGCCGAACCCUGCCAGUCCGCUUUCGCCAACGAGCGCUUCACUGCCAUCUCAGCCGCCGCAGCCUCGCCAGAACUGGCUGUCGCGGAUGCAGGGCCGGACCGGCGCUGGCAGGGGGGAUGAGCCUGGCACGCCACAGUCUGAGCGGGACGUCGAGCUCUCGUCUCCUGCGCUGUCAACGGCGAGCAAGGAAAUCGUCUCUGCCCUGAACAAGGUCGACCCGACUGCUUCGGUCUCCGACUUGCCGUCGUCCGCACCAAGCGCCGACAAGUCAACAGCGAAGCGGCCUGUCGUCGUUAUGUCGCAUGCCGUGGUUCUCGACCUCGACCCGCAGAAGCGCUCCGACCGGGCUGAGCGCGUGCUUUGUCACCUCGACCGCUCGCACAACAUCCAUGCCGCAUACCACGUCGAGCUCGCCUGGCUCACAGCGUCGGGCAAGAUCGUCGACACGACCAUCCAAACCUGGACACGGCAGAUGGCGCGAUACGGGCUCAAUCUCGUCGAGGUGUCGAUGCGACCUGUUUUGCUCUCGCACAACCCGUACCAGAAGCCCGCCAUGGUCCGACCCGUCGUUCUUCCCGUCUCGCCGUGGACCAGCGACGAGGAAAGCAGCAGUUCGGACGAUGAAGCUGAAGCGUCUCGCUUCAAGCGCCCGCCUCGACAGAAGAAGGACGCUCUCGCUGCGAUCCUCCGCCACCUCGACUUUGUCCUCGACCUGGGCGCCGACUCGACCUUUCCUCAGUCCAUCGAAGUGCAGUACUCGUACCGCCGAACCGCGACACUCGAUUCGCAGUACAUCCACCGCUCCGGCACGAUUCUGGUCUCCAUCAUGGAAGACGACCGAGGACCGCUCUUCGCCUACGCACCGAACCGCAUCUUCACGACGCACAACCCGACUCUCGACCGUGACGAGCCUGUCAAGCGAUUGAAGGAGGUUUGCGCCGAUGCGGAACUGCUGAGGCGGCUGUAUGGGGAGACGGACGAGUAG
Molecule: messenger RNA, 5457 nt
Organism: Rhodotorula toruloides NP11
Lineage: Eukaryota; Fungi; Basidiomycota; Microbotryomycetes; Sporidiobolales; Sporidiobolaceae
Product: vacuolar membrane protein
Exons: 6
Coding region: 1-5457 (1818 amino acids)
Biological process (GO): negative regulation of TORC1 signaling; positive regulation of autophagy
Cellular component (GO): GATOR1 complex
Molecular function (GO): GTPase activator activity
Source: RefSeq, a predicted model, not a curated record